This is a messenger RNA of Geodia barretti, 1521 nucleotides long. The record is from the annotation of a GenBank genome assembly. NCBI's taxonomy places the organism in Eukaryota, Metazoa, Porifera, Demospongiae, Tetractinellida, Geodiidae.
AUGCCUGAGUUCGCGCUCACCGGGCUGGCUUUCCUGGUGUUUACGUUGGACCUGUUUUUGCCGGAGCGGUCGAAGGAAUGGCUGGCCGGAUUGUCGGUGUUGGGCUUGAUCGGAGUCGGCGCAAUCGCGCUGCUGAUGCUGCCGGGCCGCAAUGUCGAAUUGUACGGCGGGUUGCUGGCAGUGGAUGGUUUUGGUCUGUUUUUUAAGGUGUUCUUCCUUGCCAUCGGCAUCGGCAUCAUCGCGAUUGCUCUGGAAUAUGGAAAAGCGCGACUGCAGCAUCGGGGCGAGUUUUACGGAUUGCUGCUGUUUUCCAUCCUGGGGAUGAAUUUGAUGGCCAUGUCCCGUGAGCUGCUGACGGCAUACAUUGCCCUGGAACUGUUGUCCUUCAGCCUGUACGUGUUGGUGGCCUACGGACUGCGGGAAGCCCGUUCCAACGAAGCUGGCAUCAAGUACAUCAUUAUCGGGGCGUUGUCGUCGGCGGUGAUGUUGUAUGGAUUGAGCAACAUCUACGCCGCCCUGGGUACUACGUACUUUUCGGGAAUAGCGGCAGCGUUAUCAUCGCCGGCCACCGACAAUCCCGUAUUGUGGGUGGGACUCGCGUUGCUGAUAGUGGGACUGGGGUUCAAAUUGUCGGCGGUGCCGUUCCACAUGUGGGCGCCGGAUGCCUACGAAGGCGCUCCGCUUCCGGUCACGGCGUACCUGGCCAUCGGCUCCAAGGCCGCCGCUUUCGCGCUGACGCUGCGCCUGUUGGCUGAAGCAGUGGCGCCGGCUGGUGACCGGUGGGCGGACUGGCAGUUGGUAAUCGCGGUUCUGUCCGCCGUUACCAUGCUGGUGGGUAAUCUGGUGGCGCUGGCGCAGAGCAAUCUGAAGCGGUUGAUGGCAUACAGCAGCAUCGGGCACGUGGGAUACACCCUUGCCGGAAUCGCGGUGUUGGGCGACGAUUUUGCCCUGGCGGCGAAGGCCGUAAUCUUCUAUCUCGUGGUGUAUGCCAUCACGAACCUGAUCGUGUUCGCCGGUUUGGCGUCGUAUUACAACAGCACGGGAAAGGACAACAUAGCCGAUCUGGCGGGACUGGCUGACCGGCAGCCGUUCACCGCUGCCGUACUGGCAAUCGGCCUGUUCUCGCUGGCAGGUUUGCCAAUAUUCGCCGGGUUCACGGCAAAGUUCUACCUGUUCGCUGCCGUGGCGGAUGGUGGUUUCCUGUGGCUCGCCGGGGUGGCGAUUUUCAGCAGCCUGGUUUCGUUGUAUUACUACCUGCAGGUUCUGAGGCAGAUAUACAUCGAGCCGGCAGCGCCGGAAUCCGGAACGGAGGGCGACGCCGCGGCCGAACACGGUGGAGGUCAUCAUGAUGCCGAGCCGGAGCAGGAUUCGCUUCCAGUGCCAAUGCUGCCGCGUCCGUCGAUCACAUUGUCCGCCACCAUGGGCGUGGGUGUCCUGGCAGUUAUAUGGCUGGGAAUAUAUCCGGCGCCGUUACUGGCUGUCAUUGAGUUUGCCAGCUCGGCCAUACUACCAAUGGGAUAA